CAGUUUAGCCCAGCUGAAAAUAUCCAUCUAGAUCCCAGAAAAUAAUGAGGAUCUAGUGGGACAACUGAAACAAAAAGUACCAUCAUUGCAGAAGAAGAAGAAGAAGAAGAGUUGGUGGUUUCAUUAUGAAGUUCUAUAUUCCUUUUUUACUCUGCUUCAUCAUCUACUGUUUCAUUGCUGGUUGCAAUCAUUGUUUUGCUGCACAAGUGGCUGAUCAGAAAGAUGAAGUUUCAGCUUUGUUGUCAAUUAAAGCUGGCUUCAUCGAUCCAUUGGAUCAUCUUCAGGAUUGGAAAGUUGCAGAUUCAUCAUCAGCAGCUGCUCACUGCAAUUGGACCGGAGUGCAAUGCAACUCCAAUGGUGCUGUACAGAAGCUUGAUCUUUCUCACAUGAAUCUAUCCGGGAUUGUUUCAGAUGAUAUCCAAAUUCUGCAGAGUUUAACUUCUCUCAACUUAUGUGGAAAUGGGUUCAAUUCACCAUUGCCAAAGUCUUUGACAAACCUCAUUGGGUUAGUCAGCAUUGAUCUGAGCCAGAACAAUUUUGUUGAUGGAUUUCCUGCUGGUCUUGGAAGGGCAGCUGGAUUGCUGACAUUGAACAUUUCCAGCAACAACUUCUCAGGCUCUCUUCCUGAGGAUUUUGGGAAUCUAACAACCCUCGAGACGUUAGAUCUUCGAGGGAAUUUCUUCGAAGGUUCGAUUCCUAUAUCUUACAAGAACUUGGGGAAAUUGAAGUUUCUUGGCCUGUCAGGAAACAAUCUUUCUGGGCAGUUGCCGCCUGAGCUUGGAGAGCUUUCCUCAUUGGAGACAAUUGUCAUUGGUUACAAUGAUUUUCAUGGUGGAAUUCCAGCAGAGUUUGGAAACAUGACCAGUCUCAAGUACCUUGAUCUGGCAGUUGGAAAUCUUGGUGGUCAAAUUCCAGAGGAGUUAGGGAAGCUACCAAAGCUGGAGACAAUGUUCUUGUACAACAACAAUUUUGAAGGAAAAAUUCCAUCUUCAGUUGGCAACAUCAGUUCAUUGUUGCAGCUGGAUUUAUCUGAUAACAUGUUAACAGGGGAAAUUCCAUCUGAGAUAUCUAAUCUGAGGAAUCUUCAGCUCCUGAAUCUGAUGUGCAAUCAACUGUCUGGUUCAAUUCCAGCAGGCCUUGCAGAUUUGACAGAACUUUCUGUGUUUGAGUUGUGGAAUAACACUCUAUCAGGUCCACUUCCGGUUGAUCUCGGCCGGAAUUCCCCACUUCAAUGGUUGGAUAUCUCUUCCAAUUCAUUUUCUGGUUCAAUUCCAGAUACUUUGUGCAGUAAAGGUAACCUAACUAAGCUCAUCUUGUUCAGUAAUGCAUUCUCUGGUCCAAUUCCAACUACCCUUUCAUCCUGCAUGUCCCUUGUUCGUGUGAGAAUGCAUAAUAAUCUUCUGUCUGGAACAAUUCCAGUUGGCUUUGGUAAACUUGAUAAACUUCAGAGACUUGAACUUGCAAAUAAUAGUCUCACAGGACAAAUCCCUAGUGAUAUUUCUUUGUCUACUUCUCUUUCUUUCAUUGAUUUGUCCAAAAACCAUCUUCAGUCUUCCCUUCCUUCCUCCAUUCUUUCUAUUUCCAAUCUUCAGAGCUUAAUAGUUUCAGGCAACAAAUUAGUAGGCCAAAUCCCAGAUCAGUUCCAGGACUGCCCAUCACUUUCUGUUUUAGAUCUCUCCUCUAACCAUUUCACUGGAAACAUUCCUGCCAGUAUUGCUUCCUGUGAGAAAUUGGUAACCUUAAACCUCAGAGGAAACCAAUUGACUGGUACAAUCCCAAGAGAAAUUGCAAAGAUGCCCACAUUGGCAGUUCUUGAUCUAUCUAACAAUUCUUUGACUGGAGGGAUACCCGAAAAUAUUGGGAACUCCCCUGCUUUGGAAACACUGAAUGUUUCUUACAACAGGUUAGAAGGUCCUGUCCCGUCAAAUGGUAUGCUUAGAACUAUCAACCCGGAUGAUCUUGUUGGCAAUGCCGGUCUCUGUGGCGGUGUUCUUCCUCCGUGUUCCCACAGUGCAGCAUACACGGCGAAACAGAACUUGCACGCAAAACACAUCAUUUACGGAUGGCUAAUUGGGACUGCAGCCCUGCUAGCUCUGGUUUUAGCAGGUCUGGGGGCUCGAACUUUGUAUCAAAGGUGGUAUGAAGAUGGAAGCUGUUUCAAGGAAAGAUUUGAAGUACACAGCAGCAGUGACUGGCCCUGGAGGCUUAAGGCCUUUCAGAGACUUGGAUUCAACAGCAAUGAUCUACUGGCUUGCAUUAAGGAAUCAAAUGUGAUCGGAAUGGGAGCUACCGGAUUAGUUUAUAAAGCAGAAAUCCCAAGGCAAAACACUGUUGUGGCGGUAAAGAAACUGUGGAGAGCAGGAACAGAUGUUGAGAUGGGAAGCAGUGAUGAUCUUGUCGGCGAAGUGAAUGUCCUAGGGAAGUUGAGGCACAGAAACAUUGUUAGAUUACUGGGAUUGCUUCACAAUGACACUGAGGCAAUGAUUGUUUAUGAAUACAUGCAAAAUGGCAGCCUUUGGGAUGCUUUGCAUGGAAAACAAGCCGGUAAAUUGCUUGUUGAUUGGGUUUCUCGAUAUAAUAUAGCUCUUGGUGUUGCACAAGGGCUUGCAUAUCUCCACCAUGAUUGCCACCCUCCUGUGAUCCAUCGCGACGUCAAGUCAAACAACAUUCUCUUGGAUGCAAAUCUGGAAGCAAGAAUUGCAGAUUUCGGGCUUGCAAAGAUGAUGGUGAAAAAGAAUGAAACUGUUUCAAUGGUUGCUGGAUCCUAUGGCUACAUUGCCCCAGAGUAUGGUUAUACAUUGAAAGUCGAUGAGAAGAGUGACAUCUACAGCUAUGGAGUCGUCCUUAUGGAACUUCUCACUGGCAGAAAGCCAUUAGAUCCAGAAUUUGGAGAAUCUGUUGACAUUGUGGAGUGGAUACGGCUGAAGAUCCGAGACAACAAAUCGUUGGAAACAACAUUAGACCCUUCAGUGGGAAGUACAAAACAUGUUCAAGAAGAAAUGCUUCUGGUCCUAAGAAUUGCAAUUCUUUGUACAGCCAAGCUUCCCAAGGACAGGCCUUCCAUGAGGGAUGUCAUAACAAUGCUUGGAGAGGCAAAGCCUCGAAGGAAAGGUACAAGCAACCUUGGCAAUGAUGUCACUAACAAAGAUAACCCAGUAUUUAGCACAGCACCUGUAAAUGGUAUCCUGUAAGAACAUGCCAGGACCUAUAGCAGCCUUAGUUGUUUAUUUGUAUUUAACAAAUUUCAUUCUUCUUGAUUAGGGGAUGUUAAAUCCUGCAAAUGAUGUAAUUCUUUUUUGUAACCAGAGGCUCACAUUUACAAUUUGUGUACAUUAGAACAAUGUAAUCUUUCCACAUUAAUGACAUCUUAAGUGCAAAUUUAGCAUCUGUGCUUACACAGCUGAUGUUCUGAGUUUACAUCCUAUCGGCACAAGUGAAAUUAUACUUCCUGAACUCUGAAACCUGACAGAUUGACUAUAUUGAAGAAAGUUGCAGAUAGAUCAAUCAGAAGAGAAAUAUCGAUCUUCCGGUUUUUUCAUAUCUAUAAGCAGCUUUUAGCAAAACUAGUUCUUCAUGAAUCAAUAACACAGACAAGCAAAUAGGGGGAAGGAAGCAGGUAAUCACUGUGGAGAGAACAAGUACAAAAAGAAUGUGGAAACUUGCUUUUGAUUAACAAAGAGAUUUGUAUUUCGUGGAAACAUCUACCCACUAUGCACUUCAAUACUUACAAGAUCCAAGGGCAACUUCCAGAUAGUAUGCCCGAGGUCAUUACACGAACCGUAUGUUUCUAUCUUCAGACAAAAUGGCUCUUCCGAGUCAGUAUUCGCAAAGUUGAAAACCGUAUAAAAAGAAGCAGCCAUCAAAACUGACCAGCCAGGCCAAAUUAAGCACCAAGAAGGCUACUUGUACAAAACUAGUUUUACCACCCAACUCCUGAGUUAUCCUUUACUACUCCAUCCAUCAAACCAAGCAACUCCACAAAUACUCAAUAUAGAUAGCUAUGUCCAAAUGGGCUGAGUUCUUUCAAUCUCAUUCCUUCGCUGACAUCCUGAAGCUGCACAGAAAACUGAAAUAUGAAUGGCAAAGAAACACUCACGCCUGCUACACGAGGAAACCAACAACAAAAUUGCUUACCAAGUCCAUUAGCCUCUGACGUCUUCAUAAUUUUUAGUUUCUUCACAGACAUAAUGAACAUCCUGAAAGAACAUGGAAGACCAGUCAACUGUGUGAAUAAAUGGCUUGCUCUCAUGUCGUUUUGUUCCUAAGCAGAGGUGGUUCUACACAAAUACCUUUACCCAUAUGCAUAUUACAAACAAAGAUACAAAACCAAUUUCCCUAAUCAAGACAGCUCUUUCAAUUACCAAAAUUAUCUUGGUACAUUUGUACUUAAAGUAACCUGCCCAAAAAUACUACCCAUCCACAACCCCUUGGCUGGUUAGCUCCUUUUGUUUUAAGAGAGAUACCACCUAUAACCUCUGCUCAAAAAAUAUACUAAUCAACCAAACAGAAGUACCAAAGGCAAGCAGUUUGAACCCCUUGUUAUCUUUUUCAUAGAUACAGAGUAUAACUUAAUCUUGCAAACAAAAGGAAGCAGCUCAUACUAUCCAAAAUUAGAAGUCCCAAAGGUAUUUGAAAACAGAAUAAAAUCCAUUUAUUAGUGUAGUUGAAUUAUAAUGAUGUAAAAGUUCAGAUGCAAACACAUACUCCCAAGGAACAUCUCCAACAAGCAUCCAAUCUCCAUCUUUGUCUUCAUAGGUCAGGACGAAAUCAGAUGCUUCAUCCAACAACCUUAAAGACACUGCUGUUUCUUUAAUUCCACCCUGCUCCUUUGUGCAAGAUG
Oldenlandia corymbosa var. corymbosa is the source of this 4840-nucleotide messenger RNA. The record is from the annotation of a GenBank genome assembly. Lineage: Eukaryota; Viridiplantae; Streptophyta; Magnoliopsida; Gentianales; Rubiaceae.